CAGUGUUUUUUCCGAAUGUCCCUGUGUGAGUUAAUGGCUCCUCCUGCUAGAUACGGAGCUGGUAGCGAGCAGUCCGAAAAACACUAACUACACCCGGGUAGAUAGAUAGCGCGCUGGGUGGUUUGAGAGAGAGGCUCACCGGGUUGUAGUCGAGGCCUGGUGUUAAAGCGUGAAGCGGAUGGUCGAGGAAAGCGUUCUGUAUUUUAACAACAGACUCUCCAAAAAAUGAACUCCGUCAGAGCCACCAACCGGAGACCCAGGCGAGUCUCAAGGCCGCGCCCGGUGCAGCCCGACCGGAACGAGGGGGACCGAGCAGAUGAGGAGGCUCCAGCUGCAGCAGCGGAGGUGGCUGUGGAGGAGUCUGGGCCUGCAGCUGGGAACAGCCCCUACCAGCUCCGACGCAAGUCUCUACUGCCCAAGAGAACAGCUUCCAGUACUGCAGCGGCCUGCCCCAACAAGACCGCUAUGGAGGGAGCGUCCACCUCGACGACAGAACCCUUCGGUCCCCGAGCCAAACGAGCCAGGGUCUCUGGCAGGAGCCACGACCUGCCAGCGGCUCUAGCAGAGCAGUACCUGCAGCAGAAGCUUCCAGAUGAGGUGGUUCUGAAGAUUUUCUCAUAUCUCCUGGAGCAGGACCUCUGUCAGACUGCCUGCGUCUGCAAACGCUUCAGCGAGCUAGCCAACGACCCUAUACUCUGGAAGCGUCUGUACAUGGAGGUGUUUGAGUACACCCGUCCCAUGAUGCACCCCGAGCCAGGAAAGUUCUACCAGGUCAGCCCUGAGGAACACGACCACCCAAACCCCUGGAAGGACAGCUUCCAACAACUGUAUAAAGGAGCCCAUGUGAAGCCAGGCUUUGCUGAACAUUUCUACAGCAACCCUGGGAGGUUUAAAGGCAGGGAGAAUAUGCUGUACUAUGACACCAUAGAAGAUGCGUUAGGAGGGGUGCAGGAGAGUCAUUUUGAUGGGCUGAUCUUCGUCCACUCUGGGAUCUACACUGACGAGUGGAUCUACAUAGAGUCCCCUAUCACCAUGAUUGGAGCAGCUCCUGGUAAGGUGUCUGAUAAAGUGGUUAUUGAGAACACCAGAGACUCGACGUUUGUCUUCAUGGAGGGAUCGGAGGACGCCUACGUAGGAUACAUGACCAUUAGGUUUAACCCAGAUGAUAAGUCGGCUCAGCACCACAACGCCCACCACUGUCUGGAGAUCACUGUCAACUGUUCUCCUAACAUAGACCACUGUAUCAUCAGAUCUACCUGCACAGUGGGCUCGGCUGUGUGUGUGAGCGGCCAGGGGGCGUGUCCUACCAUCAAACACUGCAACAUCAGCGACUGUGAGAACGUUGGACUUUACAUCACCGACCAUGCACAGGGUAUCUAUGAGGAUAAUGAGAUCAGUAAUAAUGCAUUGGCGGGAAUCUGGGUAAAAAACCACGGCAACCCCAUCAUCAGACGAAACCACAUCCACCACGGCCGAGAUGUAGGAGUCUUCACCUUCGACCACGGCAUGGGUUAUUUUGAGAGUUGUAACAUCCACAGGAAUCGUAUAGCAGGCUUUGAGGUGAAGGCGUAUGCUAACCCUACAGUGGUUCGCUGUGAGAUCCACCAUGGCCAGACAGGGGGCAUCUAUGUGCAUGAGAAAGGAAGAGGACAGUUUAUAGAAAACAAGAUCUACGCCAACAACUUCGCUGGAGUCUGGAUCACCUCCAACAGCGACCCUACGAUACGGGGCAAUGCAAUCUUUAAUGGUAACCAAGGGGGCGUGUACAUAUUUGGCGAUGGGCGUGGCCUGAUCGAGGGGAACGAUAUCCAUGGCAACGCUCUGGCAGGAAUCCAAAUCAGAACCAACAGCUGCCCAAUUGUACGCCAUAACAAGAUCCACGACGGACAGCACGGCGGCAUCUACGUGCAUGAGAAGGGCCAGGGUGUGAUCGAGGAGAACGAGGUGUACAGCAACACGCUGGCAGGAGUCUGGGUGACAACCGGCAGCACACCUGUCCUCCGCAGGAACCGCAUCCACAGCGGCAAACAGGUUGGUGUGUAUUUCUAUGACAACGGCCAUGGGGUGUUGGAAGACAACGACAUCUACAAUCACAUGUACUCCGGCGUUCAAAUACGGACGGGCAGCAACCCCAAGAUCCGCCGCAACAAGAUCUGGGGAGGACAGAACGGAGGCAUCCUGGUCUACAACUCCGGUCUGGGUUUCAUCGAGGACAAUGAGAUCUUCGACAACGCCAUGGCGGGCGUGUGGAUUAAGACGGACAGCAACCCCACGCUGCGGCGCAACAAGAUCCACGACGGGAGAGACGGAGGCAUCUGUAUCUUCAACGGAGGGAGAGGUCUCCUGGAGGAGAAUGAUAUCUUCAGGAACGCCCAGGCAGGGGUCCUCAUCAGCACCAACAGCCACCCGGUGCUCCGCAAGAACCGCAUCUUUGACGGUUUUGCUGCAGGUAUCGAGAUAACCAACCACGCCACUGCAACUCUGGAGGGGAACCAGAUCUUCAACAACCGUUUCGGAGGCCUGUUCCUCGCCUCGGGGGUGAACGUCACCAUGAAAGAUAAUAAGAUAAUGAAUAACCAGGAUGCCAUAGAGAAAGCUGUGAGCAGAGGACAAUGUCUCUACAAGAUCUCCAGCUACACCUCCUACCCCAUGCAUGACUUUUACAGGUGUCACACCUGCAAUACGACAGACCGGAACGCCAUCUGUGUAAACUGCAUCAAGAAGUGUCACCAAGGACACGACGUGGAGUUUAUACGGCACGAUAGGUUUUUCUGUGACUGUGGAGCGGGAACUCUGUCCAACCCCUGUACUCUGGCUGGAGAACCCACACACGACACGGACACACUUUACGACUCAGCCCCGCCCAUAGAGUCCAAUACACUGCAACACAACUGAACACACACACACAUCACAUGUACACACACACACUACAUAAACACACACCCUAUAAUCUACAUACACACACUACAUAACACACAUUCAUAACACACUCAUAUAUAUAUAUAUGCACACACAGACAUAUACACCACUCACACACGCUGGCCAUAGGGAGCCAGAGAGACUGAAUACGGUGUUCUCAGCAGGGACUGGCAUAGAGGAACCCUGAGAUUCAGAGACUGAAUACGGUGUUCUCAGCAGGGACUGGCAUAGAGGAACCCUGAGAUUCAGAGACUGAAUACGGUGUUCUCAGCAGGGACUGGCAUAGAGGAACCCUGAGAUUCAGAGACUGAAUACGGUGUUCUCAGCAGGGACUGGCAUAGAGGAACCCUGAGAUUCAGAGACUGAAUACGGUGUUCUCAGCAGGGACUGGCAUAGAGGAACCCUGAGAUUCAGAGACUGAAUACGGUGUUCUCAGCAGGGACUGGCAUUGAGGAACCCUGAGAUUCAGAGAGAGACCGAGACAGUGAUGCACUUGGGAGUCUCUUCUAAAGGGAACUAUGAAGCUGGUCUGAAUUUGACUGGUCUGGUCUGGAUUAGCCUCUGGUCUACGGUGAUGAGAAACUGACUCGUACUGAACGGCCACAUGAGAUUCUCACCAUUGCAUCUCUGGACGCCAAAUGGCCAGGUAGAGGAUGGAGAGUGAGUGUGGAGAGGGUAGGGAAGUGGCUACUCUGAUAAUGUCGGAGUGGCCAAUGAGACUUCCUUUGCCUGUGACCUCUCGGCGACUCUCCAGGAUCCUGGGAAUCGAACUUCCUCCCAAGACAGGAAGAAAGGAGAUUUAGCCCCACCCACUGAGAAAACGCUUCCUGUUCAGAGGCAUCUGUUACUAGGCAGUGGAUGGCUGAUAUAUACAUACGUACUGCUAACGGAAGAGAGGGACUUUGAUCAAGUACCUCUGCUUUUAUAAUAUGUUAUUCUGAUCAACAGAUAUUAUUUUAAUGCUUUCUCAUGUAGUUUUGUAUUUACAAGCAAAAAAUCUUACUGUAUUUGAAUGUCUUUUUAUUAUUAUAUAUUAUAAUUCUAAAUGUUUGUUGUGUUGACCCCAGGCUUCCUGCAGUAGCUGUUCAUGUCCCAGUGGAUUUGUUCUUUCUGUGAAAGAGAAUCACGUUUAACACUAAAGACUCUCUCCAGGCUAGUAGAUGUAGGACUGGUGGAAGAUUGUGUGUGUGGUGUGUGUGUGUGUGUGUUGGAAGGGUGCAUGUGUAUGUUUGUGUUCAUAUGCAGUCCGUGUUUCUGGAGAGGGUCAGAUACGGGGCAUCAGGCCUUUUUCAAACUGGGACAGACGAGUCGUUCUGCAGUCCCCUUCCCCAUCUCUCCCUCUCAUAUUCUCUCCCCUCCUCGUUCCCCCGCCUCCCUCCCUACUUCCCCCUCUCUCUUCCUUACCCUGAUCUCUCCCCCCCUCCUUUUCUCUCUUUGUAUUCUGGUGACUGUGGCUCCUCAUACAGCCUGGAUCGUAUGCAUGUGUACCAUAACAUCAAGGUCGUGUGCCCCUGCUCAGACGCUGCGUGCCACGUCGGCGACUGUGCCGUCGGGAACCAGAUUGCUAUUACAUAUGUGCUUAAUUGAUGCGUAAAAUACCUUCCCAGGCAUAAGAUCUGGCACGCAUCAAUAACGUCUGACCAGGGGACACAACCCUAGACUUAAUAUAUUGUGAAGUAUUAAUACAACCAUUAUGUAGAUGCUAGUAUGAAUUCAAAAAAGGUUUAAUUUCCUAGGAAGAAAAAAAAUAAAUACGGGAAACUGGUCGUUUGUAAGAAAAUAAAACUUUAUUAGAUCAGCCGUG
This is a messenger RNA of Salvelinus namaycush (lake trout), 4723 nucleotides long. RefSeq names its product F-box only protein 11-like. Gene Ontology annotation, biological process: ubiquitin-dependent protein catabolic process; protein ubiquitination; regulation of apoptotic process. Lineage: Eukaryota; Metazoa; Chordata; Actinopteri; Salmoniformes; Salmonidae. The transcript is spliced from 20 exons. The coding region runs from base 226 to 2895 and encodes 889 amino acids. The record is from RefSeq and is a predicted model, not a curated record. Gene Ontology annotation, molecular function: zinc ion binding; protein binding.